AUGGAUUUGACAUGCCAAACACCUAGUCGCACCGUACGUAGCCGUCGUGCGAGUCGAGAUGCUGACAAUGAUAUGGAAUUCAGGAAGAUAGUGGAUCAUUUCGAUGAAAUCUUCUGGGAAAUAAAUCAAGGAUACGCUGUUGAUUUCUUGCCCUGGUUGGCUCCAUUCUACAAGAAGCACAUGGAGAAGUUAUCGAACUGGUCACAUGAUAUCCGCUCUUUCAUCUUAUCCAGGAUUGUAGAUCAAAGGGAGAAUCAUUUAGACAUGGAGGGACCUGAGAAGGACUUCCUCGACGGUCUCUUAAGAGUACUCCAUGACGAUCCGACCGUUGAUAGAAAUACAAUUAUAUUCAUGCUCGAGGACUUUCUUGGUGGACAUUCUUCCGUGGGUAAUUUGGUGAUGCUCUGUUUAGCUGCUGUCGCCAGAGAUCCGGAUGUAGCUAAGAAGAUAAAAGCGGAAAUAGAUGGAUUAACUAAAGGCAAACGUGCAGUGACGUUAGCUGAUAGAAGUUUAUUGCCAUAUACAGAAGCAACGAUCCUGGAAUGUUUGAGAUAUGCCUCAUCCCCCAUCGUUCCUCACGUGGCCACAGAAAACGCUAACAUAUCUGGAUACGGCGUCGAGAAAGGAACGGUCGUCUUCAUAAACAACUACGAAUUGAACACAUCAAAUAAAUACUGGGACGAACCGCAUAAAUUCGAUCCGUCUAGAUUCUUGGAACGCACUAAAGUACGAACUAGGAGAAAUUCUCAGUGUGAUUCAGGCAUGGAGUCAGAUAGCGAGAGAAUUGGUCCAAUCAAUAAGGCUACAGAAGUUAAAAAGGAAGUUGUUACCGUUAAGAAGAACAUACCACACUUCUUGCCGUUCAGCAUUGGUAAGAGGACGUGUAUUGGUCAAACGUUGGUCACCACUAUGAGCUUCGUCAUGUUCGCAAACAUCGUCCAGGAGUUUGACGUAGCAGCUGUCAAUAAAGAUGAUCUGAUACAGAAACCAGCUUGUGUUGCCUUACCGAAAGAUACUUUUGAACUUUACCUCUUGCCAAGAAAAUAUUAAACUCAUAUUAAUUUAGAUAAACCUCCUUAUUUAUUCUAUGUGAAUUGAAUUUAGUUUUUCAUUAUCUGUUUCAAUU
Messenger RNA from Nymphalis io (European peacock), 1126 nucleotides. RefSeq names its product cytochrome P450 307a1-like. Bases 1 to 1050 code for a protein of 349 amino acids. Gene Ontology annotation, molecular function: heme binding; iron ion binding; monooxygenase activity. NCBI's taxonomy places the organism in Eukaryota, Metazoa, Arthropoda, Insecta, Lepidoptera, Nymphalidae. The transcript has 2 exons. The record is from RefSeq and is a predicted model, not a curated record.